AUGUAUAAUAAAUACUCCAGCAUUAGAAGACUAAGGAAACCCUUGAUUUUGUUAUUAAUAGCUAAUACCCUAUACUUGUCAUUUUAUCAUUAUUUUAGCAAUAAUGAUUCACAGUUGACUUUGUUGAAUGUACCACUAGACUCGACUAAUCUUUUAGCGGAAUAUGCUACAACAGAUGCAAACUAUACCAAGGAAGUUGACGAGCUUGUGGCGAGUAUUGGAUCGCCCGUUGUGACUUCACAAUACCGUAUUCCAAGAAAAACCAAUCAAAUAUUUCAAGAUCCUAGAUUAACCUUUGGCUUAAUACUAAAUUAUGUUUACCAAAAUCCUUCGUCUAGCAUUCCAUUCCAUUGGGCUGAUUGGGUUGACUUGUCACUCUUGAACAACCAAUUAAAUAAGCCGGUUGAUAAACGUCUCAAAUGUGAAGAUAUUCUAAAUCAUAUUCACUUGCAAUUUGACAAAGAUAAAGAGUUGUGUGAAGAAAACACUCGCUAUUUUGGUUGUGCUGAUAGUAAACUGUUAAACCUAUCCCAACUACAAGAGUAUGGCGUUGAUUCAUACGAACAGUUACCAGGUUUUGUACAGUUUGAGCAUACUGUAUUUUCAGCAACCGAGUAUAUCAGAAAUUUGCAAGGAAAAACAUACGUGCUAACAAGUAUGCCUAUUCCAUAUAGUGUCAUAUUUAUGAACGAUAAGGGCGAGGAUCUUGUAUUUGAUGUCUAUAAAGAGAGACUAGAGAAAUUGAGAGACAGCUACAAGAAAUCUAAAAUAGAUCCAGUUGCUGAAUUUGAAAAGUUAACGGAAGGAUCUAACGUUUAUAAGCCAAAACCAAUAAUAGAUAUACCCUUGAGUGAAUUUGAAUAUGAAAAGGAUUUUGUUCUCGAAUCAAUAAAGAACUUGGAGGCAAAAUCAGACUUGAAUCAACACGAACAAUCAUAUUUGUGGUCGUUAAAAAAGUCUAUUGCGAUUCAAGAAUCUCUGGACCCGGAAACUAGAUAUUUUAAUGAAGCAACUAUGACUGUGGGUGAUGCGAACCAAGAUUCAGGGUGGCAUUACGAUUGGAGGUUUUUCAAUGGGAAACUCAAAGAUGGUGCACGAACUGCAAUUAUAUUGGAACGGUUACUUCGUAAUUGGUUUAGAUUCACUGAAAAGUAUGGAAUUGUUAGUUGGAUUGCCCAUGGUCCGUUAUUGAGUUGGUACUGGAAUGGGGCCAUCUUUCCUUACGACAACGAUUUAGAUGUUCAAAUGCCAAUAAAGCAGUUGGCCAAGUUAGGAGAAUUGUAUAAUCAAACGUUGGUAGUUGAAGACUUGCGCGAAGGAUUUGGGAAAUAUUUGAUAGAUGUGGGUACUUUUAUUCACAACAGGGAUAUAUCGAACGAUGGUAAUCACAUUGAUGCCAGGUUUAUUGAUGUGGACACGGGUGUUUAUAUUGAUAUUACGGGAUUGAGUAAUGUGGUAGUAAGCAGAGCAUCGAGAUAUGAUGGAAGAGAUAUCCAUGAUCGUCGAAAACACUUUUAUAAAUUGACAGAUUUGGCGCCAGUUAAAUUGUCAAUGCUAAACGGGGUCCCUUGCUACAUAACCAAUCACAUUGUUCAGAACCUUAAAAGAGAGUACCGUAGUGGAAUCACCAGGAAACAGUACCAAGAUUAUAUUUUUUCAAAUAAGCUUAAUAUUUGGAUCCACACUCUGGUUUUGGCUGAAGCGUUGGAAAAGAAUGACUACAUUAACAGUAGUGGCAAUAUAAGCAAUUUACAAAUGAAAUUUCUUAUUGAUGAAAUGACUGAUGAUCAGAUUUUUCAAAUGCUUUCGAAUAAUGAUCAGCUAUUGUUGGAUUAUCAAUUGGCUCGAAAUGCUAGGAAAUUUCAUGCCGAAGAACUCAAGUAUCUUACAACAUUUACCAGUAAAGGUAGAGCAAUUGACAACGACGACAUAACAGAGGAGUAUAAAGAGUUGCUAGACAUCGUGACUUUACAUAAACCUUUUAGGGAAUCAUUAUUUGAAUAUGAAAGAGUCAAUGGUAGGUUAGAUACGUUUUACGAGGAGUACAAUCAGGAGAUAGAUAGUUUAACAGUUUCAUAG
This is a messenger RNA of Candida dubliniensis CD36, 2079 nucleotides long. RefSeq lists its product as uncharacterized. Bases 1 to 2079 code for a protein of 692 amino acids. NCBI's taxonomy places the organism in Eukaryota, Fungi, Ascomycota, Pichiomycetes, Serinales, Debaryomycetaceae. The transcript has a single exon. The record is from RefSeq and is a predicted model, not a curated record.